Penicillium cataractarum is the source of this 966-nucleotide messenger RNA. Its product is annotated as aldo/keto reductase family protein. The transcript is spliced from 3 exons. Lineage: Eukaryota; Fungi; Ascomycota; Eurotiomycetes; Eurotiales; Aspergillaceae. Bases 1 to 966 code for a protein of 321 amino acids. Gene Ontology annotation, cellular component: cytoplasm. The record is from RefSeq and is a predicted model, not a curated record.
AUGCCUACUCUCGUUGGAAAAGAGGUCGGCCCUACCGGCUAUGGCACUAUGAGAAUGACCUGGCAGGCCCAGCCACCAAGCCAGGAAGUCUGCUUUGAGACUCUUAACAAGACUCUGGAGCUUGGUGCCAACUUCUGGAACGGUGGUGAGCUGUACGGCACACCCGAGUACAACUCCUUGCACCUGCUGAACAAGUAUUUCACCCAAUACCCCGAGAAUGCAGACAAGGUCGUUCUCAGCAUCAAGGGUGGACUGAAGCCCGGCCAGCUGAUUCCGGAUGGCUCGGAAGCGAAUAUUCGUCGCAGCGUUGACGAGACUCUGCGCUUGUUGGAUGGGAAGAAGAAGCUUGACAUUUUCGAACUUGCUCGACAAGAUUCUGCCUUCCCCGUUGAGCACACUAUGGAGGUGCUUGCGCAGUAUGUGAAGGAGGGCAAGAUUGGUGGCAUUGGCUUGAGUGAAGUGGAUGCGGCGACUAUCCGGAGAGCACACAAGGUCCAUCCCAUUGCCGCCGUCGAGGUGGAGCUGUCGCUCUGGUCGACCGACAUCCUGGAGAACGACAUUGCAAAGACCUGUGCUGAGCUUAAUAUCCCCGUCGUUGCCUACUCGCCUCUUGGCCGCGGUGUCUUGACAGGUGCAGUGACCUCGCUGGAGGAUAUUCCCCAAGGUGACAUCCGCCGACACAUGUCACGCUUCCAAGAGGAGAACUUCCAGCAGAAUCUGAAGCUCAUCAACGAGGUCAACAGCCUGGCUUCUCGCAAGAACGUUGCUCCUUCUCAGAUUGCCCUGGCCUGGAUUCGCACUCUUAGCGGCCAGCCUGGCAUGCCCACCAUUAUUCCAAUUCCCGGCGGCACCACUGUUGACAAGCUGGUUCAGAACAUGACUGGAGUCGACAAGCUCACGGAUGAGGAGAUGGCUGAAAUCGAUGCCAUCUUGAAGCAGCACACGGUCGCUGGACCACGGUAUUAA